CCCCACCCCCUACCCACCCCACCCCUAUCUCCCUGUCCUAUAAAAACAUCAUCUUUUUCCCCGAACUCCCCACUCUGUUCCUGAUAAUCUUGAAGACCAAUUUUUGUUCUUCAGGAAACCCAUCAUAAAAAUGGGUUCUUUGUGUAUUCUCACCAAAAAGAUUGCUUUUUUGCUCUUUCUUUGUGUUUUUCUGGCAGAUAUUGUUACCCUAUGCCUCUCUUCCAAGGUUUAUGUUGUGUACAUGGGGAGCAAAAGGGGAGAGGAAGAACAAGAAGGGAUCUUGAAGAAACAUCACUAUAUGCUAACUUCUGUUCAUGCUGGAAGUGAUGAGGGAGCCAAGGCAUCUCAUGUGUACAGUUACAAACAUGGCUUUAAUGGCCUUGCUGCAAAGCUGACAAAGGAACAGGCCUCUGAAAUUGCCAAAAUGGAUGGAGUUGUAUCAGUGUUCCCCAAUGCCAAGAGGACACUUCACACAACUCAUUCUUGGGAUUUUAUGGGGCUUAAUGGUGAGAAAGAAACCAUGGAAGUUCCUGGCUUUUCCACCAAGAACCAAGACAAUGUCAUCAUUGGCUUCAUUGAUUCAGGGAUUUGGCCUGAAUCUCCAAGCUUUAGUGAUGGUGACAUGGCACCGGUGCCAGAUAGAUGGAAGGGCCAUUGCCAACCCGGUGAAGCUUUCAAUGCUUCUACAUGCAACAGGAAAAUCAUCGGAGCUAGAUAUUACACCAGUGGCUAUGAAGCCGAAGAAGAAGGAGAUGAUGAUGAAGAUGUUGAUAAGGCCGUGCCGGCAUUCAGGUCAGCGCGGGACAGCUCCGGUCACGGGACCCACACGGCGUCGACAGCCGCCGGCCGUUACGUCCGGAACGCGAGCUACAGAGGCUCUCUGGGAUCCGGAGAGGCCAGAGGCGGCGCGCCCUUAUCCAGGAUUGCGGUUUACAAGGCGUGCUGGAUUUCCGGCUGCUACGACGCGGAUCUGUUAGCGGCGUUCGAUGACGCCAUCAGAGACGGAGUUGACGUCGUGUCGCUGUCCCUGGGGCCGGACGCUCCCCAGUCGGAGUAUUUCAGCGACGCCAUAUCUGUUGGCUCCUUCCACGCCGCAAGCCAUGGAAUUGCGGUGGUUGCUUCCGCCGGAAACCAAGGGACCGAUGGCUCGGCGAUCAAUCUCGCUCCUUGGAUCCUCACCGUCGCUGCAAGCACCACCGAUAGGGAAUUCACUUCUGACAUCCUGUUCGCAAACGGCGUCAAUUUCACGGGUGUAAGCCUAAGCACAGAUGAAAUGGCUAACUUUGCAAGAAUCAUACCUGCAUCGAAGGCAUUCAAUGGCUACUUCACACCAUACCAAUCCAGUUACUGUCUGGAGAGCUCUUUGAACAGAACUAAGGUGAGGGGGAAGGUUCUUGUCUGUCGACAUGCUGAAAGCUCGACCGAGUCCAAGAUUGCAAAGAGUGUGGUGGUUAAGGAAGCGGGUGGGGCCGGGAUGAUUCUCAUUGAUGAUGCUGAUCAAGAUGUUGCCGUUCCCUUUGUCAUCCCUGCUGCAGUUGUUGGGAAACAAACAGGAGACGAAAUACUUUCUUAUAUUAACAGAACCAGCUCGCCCAUGUCAAGAAUUCUAUCAGCUAAGACGGUAUUGGGCACUCGGCCUUCUCCUCGCGUGGCUGCCUUUUCUUCAAAAGGUCCUAAUUCUGUGACUCCGGCAAUCUUGAAGCCAGACAUUGCGGCACCCGGUUUGAAUAUUUUGGCAGCAUGGUCGCCGGCAGCUGCAAAUGUGAACUUUAAUGUCAUCUCAGGAACUUCCAUGGCUUGCCCUCAUGUAACUGGGAUUGUAUCAUUGAUAAAAUCUGUCCAUCCGUCAUGGUCUCCCUCUGCAAUCAAAUCUGCCAUUAUGACCACCGCUUCAGUUCUGAACAAGCUUCAAAAGCCAAUCUCUGUUGAUCCCAAUGGAAGACGGGCAGACGCGUUCGACUACGGUGCGGGUUUCAUUAACCCAACCAUAGUCCUUAACCCCGGGUUAGUGUACGACGCCCAACCAACAGAUUACAAAGCAUUCCUUUGCUCAAUUGGUUAUGAUGAGAAGUCCCUCCACUUGAUCACUGGAGACAACUCCACUUGUGACCAAACACUCCCUUCGCCGUCUGCCCUUAACUAUCCCUCUAUUACAGUCCCAUCCCUUAACGGCGUGUUUUGGGUCACUAGAACAGUGACCAAUGUGGGCAAGCCAGUGAAUGUGUUCAAGGCGUCCGUGUCCCCUCCGAAGGGAGUCAAUGUGACCGUGGUGCCCAGACGACUCGUGUUUGGUCACUAUGGUCAGAAGCUCAACUUCACCUUAGAGUUUAAGGUGGUUGGCCCUACACAAGGGUAUGCUUUUGGGUCAUUGACAUGGAGGAGCAAGGAGAAUUGGGUUACUUCCCCUCUGGUUGUGGGAGUGACAGGUUCCGAGAGAUUAGGUCUUAAGGUGUGAUAUAAAACUGUAGGAGAUAAUACUAGAUCCAUUGUUAUUUAUUGCAAAAAAAAAAUUGAAGUUUGAGAAAUGUAAAUUAUUGAAUUCCUACGUUUUGUGCAAGCCAAUCCUCCCAAGGGUGUUCAUUGGUUCAAUUAAUUGGUUGAUUAGUCCAAAAAAAAAAGAAUAUAGAAUGGAUCAACAU
Cuscuta campestris is the source of this 2639-nucleotide messenger RNA. NCBI's taxonomy places the organism in Eukaryota, Viridiplantae, Streptophyta, Magnoliopsida, Solanales, Convolvulaceae. The record is from the annotation of a GenBank genome assembly.